Spodoptera exigua (beet armyworm) is the source of this 961-nucleotide messenger RNA. Lineage: Eukaryota; Metazoa; Arthropoda; Insecta; Lepidoptera; Noctuidae. The record is from the annotation of a GenBank genome assembly.
AGAUAACAUUCGAAAAGAUGGCGGAUAUUUUAAUAAACUCCACACAAAGUGUGUUGAAGGAAACGUAUGAUUACUAUCUAUGGACAUUAUCGUUGUCAGAUAAUCGAACCAAGGGCUGGCCUCUGGUGGAUUCACCAGCACCAACGGUCUUCUACACUUUAAUGUACCUGUUCAUCGUUUGGAUCGGACCUAAGCUCAUGAAGAACAGGAGACCGUUCCAAUUAACAUGGCUCCUAGUACCUUAUAACCUGGCUAUGGCCGCUUUAAAUGCGUAUAUAGCGAUAAGGUUAUUGACCGCUUCGUUUAGAUUACGGUACAGCUAUAUCUGUGAGCCUUGUCGACAGAAAUAUGAUCCUGAUGAGUUGCAAAUAGCAGACGCAGUCUGGUGGUAUUACUUCUCGAAACUUCUGGAAUUCUGCGACACUUUCUUCUUCAUAUUGAGAAAGAAAGAAGAACAGCUGACCUUCCUCCACGUGUACCACCACUCCACUAUGUUCAGCUUCUGGUGGAUCGGAAUCAAAUGGGUUCCUAGUGGAUCUACUUUCCUUCCUGCCAUGGUUAACAGUGGUAUCCACGUGCUCAUGUACACGUACUAUGGACUCUCCGUCUUCGGCCCAGCCGUCAGCAAGUACCUUUGGUGGAAGAAAUACCUGACUAUCAUGCAGCUGAUCCAGUUCACCUGCGCUCUUCUCCUUGGUAUCAACGGCAUCAGGACUGGUUGUGAAUUCCCUCUAUGGAUGCACUACGUUCUCAUUAUAUACAUGAUUUCCUUCAUCAUCCUCUUCGGGAACUUUUACAUGAAGGCGUAUAUUGCUAAGGGAAGCAAGUGCAUGGAAGUAAGGUACGGCCAGUGUCUUGAUGACGAGGAAACUAUAGCCAAGAGAAAACUGAAAUCAAAUUAACAAAAGUACUAAAUAAUGUACAUUAAUUUAUUCUAAAUAUAGGUAAAAUGUUAUGGUAG